Molecule: messenger RNA, 2706 nt
Organism: Aphis gossypii (cotton aphid)
Lineage: Eukaryota; Metazoa; Arthropoda; Insecta; Hemiptera; Aphididae
Product: glucose dehydrogenase [FAD, quinone]-like
Molecular function (GO): oxidoreductase activity, acting on CH-OH group of donors; flavin adenine dinucleotide binding
Source: RefSeq, a predicted model, not a curated record
AUGUUAUUUAAAAUUUCAGUUUACCUGACGAUCGUUACCUGUGUUUAGUUCGAAUAUUAUACUUAUACUGAGUUACACCGUUCUAUCGUAUGUCCUUUACAUACGUAUAUAAAGUGAGUGUUUACGCGUUUUCGGUUCAAUCAUAUUCAGUCGACUAUAGGUACUUGUAUAAUAUGCAUGAAUACUUCAGACACAUAAACUGAAAAACUUCGCAAAACAAUGUUUGUUUAUUUGACGGUUAUCACUACGUUGUAUUUGAGCUGGUCUGACGGAGUUUCGUCGCUGACGUUUCAGCGCGAUUACGGUCCGACGCUGUUCGCGGGCGCCAGCAACGUAACGUUCGACUUCGUAGUGGUGGGCGCCGGUAGUGCCGGCGCCACACUGGCGGCCCGCCUCAGCGAGAUAAGCGAAUGGAACGUGCUGCUACUGGAGGCGGGCGGUGACCCUCCGGAGUACACGGAGGUGCCGCUCAGGUACGGCGAGGCGUUGACGAGCGACGUCGACUGGACGUUCAUCACCGAACCCGAACCGCGCCUGUUCGCCGGCCUGGAACGGGGCCGUGGCCUGAUAUCCAGGGGCCUGAUGCUGGGCGGGUCGUCGUCCAUGAACGCCAUGAUGUACUUGCGGGGCACCAGGCGCGACUUCGACGAGUGGGAGCGGCUGGGCAACGCGGGCUGGGGGUUCGGCGACGUGCUGCCGUACUUCGUCAAGUCCGAGAACUUCACGGGCGGCCGGCGGCGGGACGCGGUGCCGCACGGCCGCGGCGGCCCGCUCACCGUCAGCCCGCUGGUCUCCAUCGACCCGGCGUACUCGUCCAUCGCGGACGGCAACCGGUUGCUCCGGUUGGCCGAACUGGACGACACGAACCGGUUCGCGCCGCCGGCCGUCGGUUACGGGCCGAUGGACUUCACGGUGCGCGACGGCCUGAGGUGUAGCACGCUCAAAGCGUUCCUGUUGCCGGCCGGCGAACGGCCCAAUCUGUUCGUGGCGAAAAACGCCAGGGUGACGCGGGUGCUGAUGCAGUCGUCCGCGGACGGAGGAAACGGCACCAGCAGGGCGGUGGGCGUCGAGUACGUCGCGCCGUCGGGCCGAGCGGGACGCGUGUACGUGACCCGCGAGGUGAUUCUGUCCGCGGGCGUGAUCAUGAGCCCUCAGAUCCUGAUGGUGUCGGGCGUGGGGCCGGCGAAACACUUGCGCCAACACGGAAUCCGGGUGGUCAGCGACUUGCCGGUGGGCUACAACUACCAGGACCACGUUUCGUUCGCCGGACUGGUGUUCAGCGACCGGAAGAACAGAUCCCGUGCGGACGUGGCCCGCGAGAGCGCCGACCUGGUCCGGGCCACUUUCGACCUGGUGUCCAGAGGCGUGGGCACGUUGGGCCUGACGAACCUCGUGAGCUUCGUCGACACGGCGGACAAGGGACGCGCCGACGUGCAGGUCGUGUUGAGGUUUCCGUACAACAGCACGAGGAACACGCCGAACGGACGGAACAAGCUGUCGAACUUGUUCGGGUACUCGGACCGGGUGGCGACGCUGUUCGACGAUCUGAACAUGCUGAGCGACUCCAUACACGCGAUACCGAUCAACGUCGACGGCCGGAGCACCGGGCGAGUGGCCCUGCGGUCGGCCGACCCGUUGGAUCGCCCGAAGAUCCACACCAAUUACUUGUCGCACGACGACGAGAUCCGGACGCUGCUUCGCGGCAUCGAUUUCGUCGUGCAACUGUCGAAAACCAAACCGAUGGUGGACGCGGGACUGGAACUGGAACCGGUCGCGUAUCCGGACUGCGCGGCCCACGCCUGGGGAACCAGGGACUAUUGGCUGUGCGCUAUCCGCAACGUUGCCACGUCGUUCUAUCAUCCGGUGGGCACGUGCCGGAUGGGCCCGACCUGCGAUCGUCGGUCCGUCGUCGACACCGCGCUGAACGUGAUAGGCGUGCGCGGUCUCAGGGUGAUCGACAGUUCGAUAAUGCCCAAAGUCGUUUCGGUGAACACGAACGCCGCGACCAUAAUGAUCGCCGAAAAGGGAUCGGACAUUAUAAAAAGAUGUUACGGCAAGCUCGCGUAGUGUACAAAAUCAAUACAUAAUGAGAUGUAGAAUUAUGCAUAUUAUUAUAUAUUAGACACCGUAUUUAUCUGUCCCAGGCACGUAUACAAAAAAAAAUUUCGAGGAGAGGAGGGGUUCAUAAAAAAAUUUACAACAAUCAAUAUUUAUUGAUGAAUGAUGAUAUAAAUAAACUACUCAACUAUUAAUUUUCGGGGGGGGGGGGGUGAGCCCCUCAACUCCCUCUGUAUACGAGCCUGGUCUAUCCUGCAGAUCAUCUUAAGUUGUAAUAAUAAUUUAAUACGAUAUUGUAAUUUAAGCUGUUAUAAUUAUCCGACUUCGAUUUAAAUGCAAUCUAUCUUUUUAUCGAAUUCCGUUUUUCUUUAGUUGAAGUGUAUAGUACGAACACAUUUAUAACGAUUAACUUUAUGAUUUUUCAUCAUGUGUAAAAAUCGUAAUAAAUCUAACGAAUAUUUAAAAGCUGACGAUGUUGACGUACAUCAGAUAUGGUUAAGACUUAAUGUGUUAAUAUCAAAACUAUAUCCAAAAUUAAGUGAGCACAUAAUAAUAAUUGCAAACUAUAAUUAUUGUAAUUGUGCUUUUAAGAAUGUAUUUGAAUAUUUCUUUUUGUUUUUGUUUUUAAUAUACUUGUGAAAAAUUGUA